Messenger RNA from Cercocebus atys (sooty mangabey), 1863 nucleotides. RefSeq lists its product as uncharacterized. NCBI's taxonomy places the organism in Eukaryota, Metazoa, Chordata, Mammalia, Primates, Cercopithecidae. The transcript has 7 exons. The coding region runs from base 492 to 1082 and encodes 196 amino acids. The record is from RefSeq and is a predicted model, not a curated record.
AGAACGAGACUCUGCCUCAAAAUAAAUAAAAUGAAAUGGUGAUUUGGAGUAUUGCUUCCCUGGGAAAAUGCUGAUGGCAUGUGUAUCCUUAGCAGAAAAAGCAAGUUGUAAGAGUCUGGAAGCCAUAACCCCAUUUUUGUUCAUUCAAAAAUUAUUUGCAUAGAAAAAUGACCAGAAAACAGUUACAAAUUACAGUGUUGGCAACGAUGACGCUGAGGAGGAAGAGCAGGGGCCCAUGGAGAAGGACAGGGUCCGUACCACCAGAUGCAGAAACUGAGCUUCAGGGAAGCCGAGGAGCUCACCCUGGGUCCUACGGCCGGCAAGUGGCACAGCCAAGAUCCGAACCCAGCUGCCCCAAAGCGGCCGGAGCAUUGCGACUAAGGCAGACGUGAGCGCUAGGAUCACAGCCACCAGCACUGCUACAGCGCCUUCCCUUUUAGUGCCUCCUGUCAACACUGAGAGGGGAUGCAGCUGAGCUGCUUGGAGCCUUCAUGUUGGACAUCCAGGUGGGCCUGGGAACAGCCUUGGAGCUCCCAGACCACCUAUCUGGCCACCACAGGAUGGAGUGCCCAGAUGGAGCUUCUGCCAGCUGUCCAGGAGGCACCCAGGCUGGGACAUCCAAGCUGAGCCCUGGGCUGGCCUGGCCUGGCCCAGCCCGCACUGAUGAGGCAAUGACCUUCGCACAUGCUGUCCCUCAGCCCUGCAAGAACCAUCUGCUGGAGCCGAGCAGAGGCUGCCUCCUUCGGAUGGGACCUGUACCCUUUACUCCUCUAUCGCUGUGCCACACCAAUCCAUCAUCACACUUAUAUGUCAUCUUCUCAGAGACAACCCGUAAACCCCUCGGGGCCCAGAGGCCACGCCUCACUCGACAGCUCGGGAAAGCCAGGCACAGGGGAAGAAGCAACUUGCGGAGGUCAUGCAGUGACAUGGAGCCACAGCCUGGCUUCCUGACACCCCUUCUGCCCUACCAGGCUGAUGCCCAGGUGGAGAAGCUGAGGCCCAGAGAGGUGAGUGGCAUGUCCGAAGCAGCCCAGCACAGGGUGCGAGGCAGGCAGGGCUGGGCUCCCCAGCCUCCCCUGUGAACCAUCUGCCCGCCGGUUGCAGGAGGCGUUCCUGGAAAGCAAGCGGGCUGAGUUCCUCGUAGAGAUCAGAAGAGCAACAAGAUCUCCAGGCCAGGGCAGAGGUCCCCGCCCUGGAUGCUGGUGACACUUCCCCUGGGCGGGAGGGGCCGGGAGCACUCAGAUCUCAGCCCUGAACAGCCUGUCCUCUCGCCUUGAGGUUCUUGGUAGGCUGGGAACAGCCUGUCCUGCUGAGCUUCCUGUCGCCUCUCUAGCUGCCCGCAGGCUGCACAGCUGCCACCGCUGGCCCUGGCCCGGGAGAGGCGGGUCUCUGGAGCUCUUAGCAGGCCGUGGUGGUGGGGGUGUCUUGGGGCCAGCCUGAGCUGCAAGACCAUCACAGCUCACAAGCCACCUCCCCACUCUGUUGCCGGCUCUCCUUGAAGACACUUUUUUUUCAAUGAACCAAAGCAGUGCAUGGCAAUGUGAUAAGAGAAUCAAAUACAGAGCAACAGAAUCAAUGCCCCACACCGGGAAAUUGCCGACUUUCUGUUCCCUCCCCCACCCUUUCCUUCCCUCCCCUCCUCCUUCCACCACUCCCUCCAUACCACAAACAUUUAUUGAGCACCGGCUGUGUGCCAGCCACUGUUCUAGGCCCUGAAGACACAGAAGUAAACAAAAAAAGAGUCCCUGUCACAUCCUGGAGGGACCUUCCCCGUGUGUAUGUGUGUGUGUGGGUGGAUGUGUGUGUGUGUCUAUACAGUGUAUCCAGACAGCGGAUAAUAAAAGCUGUUUAUCAGGCACUUUC